AUGCCCCCCUCACCAACCCCAAUCCCCCUGUUCGCAACAACCCAACUCCACCUCCUCGACCUCGAACACGCUGCCGAAGUCUCAACCUCAAAACUAGCCAGCACAGCAGCAUCUGUCUCCCCCACAACCCGCCGCACUCUCCAAGCAACCGGCCAAGCCCUCACAGGCCUCCUCCUCUCCCAAUGCCGCACGGGACUAGGCGGCCGUCUAGUCGGCGAGUUUGCGCCCGACCCAGCAAUCGCCUCAGAUGAGACCCGCGCCGCAGACGGGUCCCCGCGUCUUUCGGCGCAUGGCAUUCGCGUCGGCGACGUCGUGCGCGUGAACGACGUCGCGGGGAAGAAGGCAGCCAGCGGGAAAGAUAAGGAUAAGGAUGGUGAGAGCGGGGCGGGGCCAGAGGGCGUCGUUACGCGCACAAGCGAGAAAGCGAUCUGGAUUGCGUUUGGGAAGUCGGGCGCUGUGCGGAAGGAGGACGAUGAGGCUGUUGAUGCGCUGUGGGGGAAGAAGCUUUGGGCUAUUAAGCUUGCUAACGAUGUUACGCACAGACGUAUGAAACAGACGAUGGAGAAAAUGGCCAAAAUGCCGGAAUCCGAGUACUCGCAUUUCAUGCGCGUCGCCUUCGGCUACACCACACCUCUGCAGCCUGGUGCUGGAGAUGCGGCACCAGAUGCGGAUGCGGAGGUGGAAUUCAUCGAUCCGACCCUGAACGACUCGCAGAAAGACGCUAUCCGGUUUGCGCUGGGGUCGCGCGACAUCGCGCUCAUCCACGGGCCGCCAGGGACCGGCAAGACACAUACACUGAUCGAGCUAAUUGUGCAGCUUGUGCGGCGCAACAAGCGGGUUCUCGUCUGCGGGCCGUCGAACGUGUCGGUGGAUAACAUCGUUGAGCGACUUGCGCCGACGAAAGUGCCCGUCGUGCGGAUCGGACAUCCGGCGCGCUUGCUGCCUUCUGUGCUGGAGCAUUCGCUGGAAGUUCUUACACAGACUUCUGAUGCGGGCGGCAUUGUGAAGGAUAUUCGGCGGGAGAUGGAUGAGAAGCAGGCUAGUAUUCGGAAGACGCGGAGCGGGCGCGAGAGGAGGGGGAUAUAUGAUGAGUUGAAGAUUCUACGGAAGGAGUUUCGCGAGCGCGAGUCGAGGUGUGUUGAUAAUCUUGUGCGAGAGAGUAGCGUUGUGCUUGCGACGUUGCAUGGUGCCGGUGGGCAUCAAUUGAAACAUCAGCAGAAGUUUGAUGUCGUCAUUAUUGAUGAGGCGAGUCAGGCACUUGAGGCUCAGUGUUGGAUUUCGCUGCUUCAUGCUGAGAAGGUCGUUCUUGCGGGUGAUCAUUUGCAAUUGCCGCCGACUGUUAAGUCGAGCGGGCAGAAGAGUGAGAAGAAGAGCUCUGACGCCGAGAGCGAGGAGUUGCUGAAAGGCGUUUCUCUCGAGCGAACUUUGUUUGAUCGGCUACUUGCGCUGCAUGGGUCUGGAAUUAAACGCAUGCUCACGACGCAGUACCGCAUGCAUGAAACUAUUAUGCGUUUCCCUUCCGACGAACUCUACGAAGGAAGACUCAUAGCCGGUGAAGCAGUCAAAGCCCGUCUACUCGUUGAUCUGCCCUACGAAGUGCAAAGCACAGACGAUACGCAAGAACCACUAGUUUUCUGGGACACGCAAGGCGGGGAUUUUCCCGAAAAAGCAGAGGAGGAGAUCAAGGGCGGUGCCUUACUUGGCGACAGCAAAAGCAACGAGAUGGAAGCGUUGGUCGUUGCGAGACACGUGAAUAAUCUUGUCGACGCAGGACUCCGGCCUGAGCACAUUGCCGUGAUUACGCCUUAUAAUGGACAAUUGGCUUUGUUGUCUCGCAUGCUGAGAGAGAAAUAUCCCGGUAUCGAAUUGGGUAGUGUUGAUGGGUUCCAGGGGCGAGAGAAAGAGGCAGUGGUGGUUAGUCUUGUGCGCAGCAAUGCGGAACACGAAGUUGGGUUUUUGGCCGAGAAACGUCGGCUGAAUGUGGCCAUGACACGCCCGAAACGACACCUUUGUAUUUGCGGGGACUCGGAGACGAUUAGUCGCGGAAGUAAUUUCCUCAAGCACUGGAUGGAUUUUCUUGAAGAAAACGCCGACUUGCGAUACCCCGAUGCUGGAGAUUUAUUAUAG
Molecule: messenger RNA, 2127 nt
Organism: Penicillium soppii
Lineage: Eukaryota; Fungi; Ascomycota; Eurotiomycetes; Eurotiales; Aspergillaceae
Product: putative DNA helicase
Exons: 4
Coding region: 1-2127 (708 amino acids)
Molecular function (GO): ATP hydrolysis activity; 5'-3' DNA helicase activity; RNA binding
Source: RefSeq, a predicted model, not a curated record